AAAGAGCUGUACCCAGCUGUCUGUCUAUGAAGAGUGAUCAAUCAAUGGGUACUCCAUUCAACUUCAGAGGAGAGUUCACAGGUGAUCAAAGGGUCCAGGUUGAAAGAGCAGGGUCACCUGUACCCAGCUGUCUGUCUAUGAAGAGUGAUCAAUCAAUGGGUACUCCAUUCAACUUCAGAGGAGAGCUCCAAGGUGAUCAAAGUUUUGUUCACAGAGUCCUGCAGUCACUGGAGUCCAGCUCUUUAGAAGAGAAGAGUUCAGAGAAAUUAUCUCCCCCAAAACAGCACACCUCUUCUUGUGUUUAUUUCAAGGAUCUCACUGACUCACUGGAGAGAGAGCAGCACAAUGAAUCCAUUAAAAGAGCCCAGCAGGAACUGAAAACCCAUCUGAAGAAGAAGUGUGAAUACAUAUUUGAAGGUUUAGCAGUGCAGGGCCUCACAACUCUCCUCAAUGAGAUCUAUACAGAGCUCUACAUCACAGAGGGGGGAAGUGGGGGGGUCAAUAAUGAGCACAAGGUCAGACAGAUUGAGACAGCAUCCAAGAGACAAACCACCCAGGGGACUCCAAUCCUCUGCAAUGACAUCUUUAAGCCUUUACCUGGACAAGAGAAACACAUCAGAACUGUGCUUACAAAGGGCAUCGCUGGCAUUGGGAAAACCGUCUCUGUGCAGAAGUUUAUUCUGGACUGGGCAGACGGAAAAGCCAAUCAGGAUGUUGAUUUCAUCUUUGCUCUUCCUUUCCGAGAUCUGAAUCUGAAGAAGGAAGGAGCAUUCAGUCUGAUGCAACUUCUACAACACUACUUUCCAGAACUGAAAGAGAUCAAAAGUGUUGAAGGUGAUGAAGUCAAAGUUGUGUUUAUCUUUGAUGGUCUGGAUGAAUGUCGACUUCCUCUACAUUUCCAAAGCAAUGAGAUCUGCUGUGAUAUAACAGAGUCAUCAUCAGUGGAUGUGCUGCUGACCAACCUCAUUAAGGGGAAUCUGCUUCCCUCUGCUCUCAUCUGGAUCACCUCCCGACCUGCAGCAGCCAAUCAGAUCCCUCCUGAGUGCAUCCACCAGGUGACAGAGGUACGAGGGUUCAAUUACCCAGAGAAGAAGGAGUACUUCAGAAAGAGAAUCAGAGAUCAGAAGCAGGCCAGCAGAAUCAUCUCACACAUCCAGUCAUCCCGGAGUCUCUACAUCAUGUGUCACAUACCAGUCUUCUGCUGGAUUUCUGCUACUGUUCUGGAGACAAUGUUGGGUAAAGUAGAGACUGGAGAUCUGCCCAAAACUCUGACUGAAAUGUACACACACUUCCUGCUCAUUCAGAUUAAUGUGAAGAAUCUGAAGUAUUGUGGCUCCGAAGAAACAAACCCAAAGAUGUCAGCAUCAGAUACAGAAAUCAUCCUGAAACUGGGGCAGCUGGCUUUUGUACAGCUGGAAAAGGGCAAUCUGAUAUUCUAUAAAGAGGACCUGAGAGACAGUGGCAUUGGUGUCAGUGAAGCUUCAGUGUACUCUGGGGUGUGCACAGAGAUCUUUAAAGAGGAGCGUGGGUUGGGUCAGGAGAAGGUCUACUGCUUUGUGCAUCUGAGCAUUCAGGAGUAUCUGGCCGCCUUGUUUGUGUUUCAUUCAUGUGUAAAUGAGAACAUAAAUGUGCUCAGAGCAGAUGAAUCAAAACCUCACAGUGUCAGAGUGCAGCUGUCUGAGUUACACUGGAGUGCAUUGGAUCAGGACUUAAAGAGUGAGAACACAUACCUGCACCAGCUGUCUGAGUUACACUGGAGUGCAGUGGAUCAGGCCUUAGAGAGUAAGAAUGGACACCUGGACCUUUUCCUCCGAUUCCUUCUCGGCCUUUCUCUGGACUCCAUUCAGCCGCUCUUAGGAGGACUACUGAAGACAGGAAGCAGAUCAGGGAGCAUCAAGAAAACAGUCUGGUUCAUUAAGAAGCAGAUCAAAGACGAAUCUUCAGCAGAGAGGACCAUCAAUCUGUUCCACUGUCUGAAUGAACUGAAUGACAACUCUGCAGUGGAGGAAAUCCAGAAUUCCCUGAGAUCAGGAAAACUUUCUGAUAAAGAGCUGCAACCCCACCAAUGUUCAGCUCUGGCCUUUGUGUUACUGAUGUCAGAGACGAUCCUGGAUGAGUUUGACUUGAAGACCUACAACCCAUCAGAAGCAGGUCGUCACAGACUGGUACCAGUAGUCAGGAACUGCAGGAAGGCCAAACUGAACAGCUGUGACCUAAGUGAGGAGUCAUGUGAAAUAUUGGCCUCAGCUCUCCAGUCAUCAAACUCACCCCUGAGAGAUCUGGACCUCAGCAGAAAUAACCUGGGAGAUGCAGGAGAUACAGGAGUGAGAGCGCUCUCUGCUGGACUGGAGGACCCACACUGUAAACUGCAGAGACUGGGGCUGUCAGGCUGUAGAGUCACACAGAGAGGCUGUGAUUCUCUGGCUUCAGCUCUGUGUUCAAACCCCUCACACCUGAGAGAGCUGGACCUGAGAUACAAUCACCCAGGAGACUCAGGAGUGAGAGUGCUGUCUGCUGCUAAACUGGACACACUCACACUUCUUGUGGAACAUGGAGGAGAGAACAGGAUCAAACCAGGACCCAGGAAAUACAGCUGUCGGCUCACACUGGAUCCAAACACACCGCACAGAGCGCUGUCUCUGUCUGAGGGGAAUAGGAAGGUGACACACACAUGGGGGAGAGAGGAGCCAUAUCCUGAUCAUCCAGAGAGAUUUGAGUCUGUGGCCCAGGUUCUGUGCAGAGAGAGUUUGUGUGAGCGCUGUUAUUGGGAGGCUGAGUACAGUGUGUCUGAGGGGUUUAUAUAACAGUGACAUAUAAAGGAAUCAGCAGGAAAGGAGGGGGUGAGGACUGUGUUUUUGGAGGGAAUAAAAACUCUUGGAGUCUGGAGUGCUAUAAACGCAGUUACUCUGUCUAUCACAAUAAUAACCUCACAGACCUACCUGCCCGCCCCUCCCCCUACCACAGAGCAGGAGUGUGUGAUGAUGGUGCUGGUGCAGGAGUGUGUGUGUACAGGGUAGGAGUGUGUGUGGACUGUCCGGAUGGCACUCUGUCCUUCUACAGCGUCUCUGACUCUGACACACUGACCCUCCUGCACACACUCCACACACACUUCACUCAACACUCACCCCUCUGUGCUGGGUUUUAUGUGUGGGAGGGCUGCUCAGUUUCCCUCUGCCAACUGGAGUAGAGACACACACACACACUUACACACACACACACACACAUUACACACACACACUCGCACACACAUACAUAACACACACACACAUAAAACACACACAUACACACACACAGACCCCUCCACCCCACACAUACACACACUCUCUCACACCCCUCCACCCCACACAUACACACACCCACACCCCUCUACCCCACAGACACACAUAACACACACACACACACACACCCCUCCAACCAAUGCAUACACACACACACACACAGACACAUUUAUUUUUGUAUAUUUUAAUAAAAUCAUAUUGUAUAUAGUCAUGAUGUGUUUAUAUACAUUAGGAGUCUAACAUUAAGAGAGUGAUUCUGUUGAAAGAUGGUAAAAGGCUUUUGAGGUAAUAAUUCUCCUGCACCUGCAUCUUUGUAUAAAAGUUCACUGCAUUUUACUAGUUUGUACAGUUUAUUUGAUUCAUUUUCACAAGAGUUCCAGUGUGCAAAGUUGUGUGGGUGAAUUCAGCUCAAAGGGAGAAUGCAGAAUGAUCACUGCAGUGUACUUAUUUCCUUUCAUUAACAGUAAUGUAUUGAGUUUCCUUAUUUACUGUGUCAUGAUUGCUUUGUUUGAACCUGUUCCUGUAAAAUGUGUAUGUGAUU
Molecule: messenger RNA, 3819 nt
Organism: Conger conger (European conger)
Lineage: Eukaryota; Metazoa; Chordata; Actinopteri; Anguilliformes; Congridae
Product: NLR family CARD domain-containing protein 3-like
Exons: 11
Coding region: 27-2804 (925 amino acids)
Molecular function (GO): protein binding
Source: RefSeq, a predicted model, not a curated record